AACAAAAAAUCUAACAUGGCCGCGAUCGUGUGACAUUUCUUUUCUGUUAAUGAAAAAAAUCUUGUUCAUUGUCUCAAAAAUAAUGGGCGAACUUGAACUGAUAUUGGUCUAGUCUAAUUGUCUGAAGUUUUUCCAGUUUAUUUUAGUCUUCUGAAGAAAUAUGGCAAAGUCAGAAUCUUCUCCAGAAUGGAUAUUGGAGCGAAUUCUUGGUUCCGGUGGCUUUGGCGAAGUUCAACUUUGGAGAAAUGUUUCAACAGAUAAAAAGAUUGCGCUUAAAAAAUGCAAAUGGGAUAUUACUCGGAUGGGUGAAAGACAAAAGGAAAGAUGGGUUCACGAGGUUGAAAUAAUGAAUCGCUUGAAACAUCCAAAUAUUGUGGGUACAGAAUCUGUACCAAUCGACCUUUUCAAAGACACAGAGAAUUCUUUACCUGUCCUUUGUAUGGAAUAUUGCAGCCAAGGAGAUCUACGAAAUAUGCUUAAUCAAAGUGAAAAUUGUUGUGGAAUAACUGAACCAGAGGCUAUGAGGAUAAUGGGAAGCAUUGCUGCUGCUGUCGAGUAUUUGCAUAAUCAACAUAUUACUCACCGUGAUCUCAAACCAGAGAACGUAGUUCUUCAAGAACAUUUUGGCAAAAUUAUUUAUAAAUUAAUUGACCUUGGCUAUGCAAAAGACCUUGGAGAAGCAAGCCUCCAAGCAUCAAAAGUGGGAACGAUGAAUUAUGUUGCUCCAGAGUUAUUGUGGCAAAACAAGUAUAGUUGCUCUGUUGAUUAUUGGAGUCUUGGGAUAUUAUUUUAUGAGAUUUUAACAGGCAACAGACCGUUCCUACCACAUAUGAAUCACACUCCGGAAUGGGUGAAACAUAUCAGACAUAAAACCUAUGAUCAAAUUCGUGCACGCAGAGUCAACGGAGAUGUUAUUUUUGAUACAGAUAUUGAGAAUCCUACUGAUUUAUCGAAGUACGUCAAAGCACAAAUGGUUGAUUGGUUAAGAUUGGUUCUGCAGUGGGAUCCAAAACGACGCGGAAAGAUGCCAAAUGAUCAGCAACAGAUUGCUGUGUUCAAGAUGCUGCGAUUGAUUCUUUCAAAACCGGUAUUAUAUGUAUUCAUUGUAUCCAUGUAUCGAAUGGAACCAUAUGCCGUGGAUGUUAAAACAAGUACUCAGGAUCUAUUGGGGAUUAUUGAAAGAAAUACUAAAAUUCCACAUAACAAACAAAUCCUCACAGAUUUCAUGGGAAAUAUUUUAAAAAGUAAUAGCGAUCCAAUUUUACAAAAAUUAAAGGAUCCCUACUUGAUAAUGUUUGAAAUCGAUAGAAUAUUGUUGGAAAAAUUUCCGAAUCCGGAUAUUCCAGAAGAAAUACAGAAAAUUAUUGAACAACCAAAAAUACAAAUAAGUCAUCAAUCCUUGCGACACGCUUACGCCUCUACGGUGUUCUUCGUGAAGCAAGAAUUCAAGUUGUUUCGUUCUUACAUUAUUGCAUUUAGCAUAAAAAUUGAUUUAAUAAAUGAAAAAUUGAAUAAGUUAUUUGAAGUUGUGAAAAAGACAAUGUCAGACUCCAACGUGCUGAUGACUGAAGUAACUCAGGUCUUGGAGUCUCUAAAUGUAAGUGGUACAUCAACAAAUAAAACCACAGAACUUGAAGGAAAUGUUAAAAAAAUCAAGAGGGUUUCUGAAGCUGUGCGUUCUAUGAAAUCCUGGGUGGAGAAGCUUAUGCAAAUGAAUAAAAGUAUAAGAGAAUUUUCAAAUAUUGAUUGGACGGAUGAAUUUUCAAAAAUGUAUGAUAAGGUGGUCGACAUUUAUGAAACCUUAAAGAAAUCCGCACGACCAGGUUUCUAUGACGACUACGAGGAUCCUACAAAUUCUUCAAUCGUUAACAAGCGUGGUUGGGCCGCACCCACAGAAAUGGCUAAACUUGUACUGAAAUUUAUCCGAAUUCGUCACACACAGUUACAUCAUCCAUCAAUUUCAACAAUAGCCAAACAGAUUUUACAAUUGGAUGGGGAUCUAAUUAAACUUGAGAAAGCUUUAAAUUCUGCUUCCACUUUAACGAAUGUCUACAGAGGAGAAUUUCAACAUUUGCUAGAAAAGCAAGAUGAAAAUUUAAUUCCUAUUACACAAGUUGUUAACCAAGAUCAUUCGACUUGUGUAUUCCCUGUAAAUUCUAUGAAAAAUUCAUCUAUGAAUGAUUCAUCGUCGAUGAUGGCUAAUUCGACAGAGGCCAUUGAUAAUGUGAUAUAUGAUAACAUUGUGAUAAGUUAUAUGCUACGUGAUUUCAUGAUGGAGAUGCAACAGAAGUAUUUCGAGAUAAUUAAUCUAAAUCCGUAGGACAUUAAAGUUCUGCGUAUAGGUUAUCUUUUUCGUAUGCAUCUCACGUUGGUUCUCCCGUCCAAAGUUUAUACGAGCCAGCGCAAUGCGUUGGAUAUUCCGUAACCCUUACCAUUACGAUUAGAUGACGAGUGAAAACAUUAUUUUAUUUGUCAAAUAUAUUUCUUUUAUCGUGCGAGUCAAAUACGUUAAAGGAAAAUAUAUCAAUGCAGUUCAGUUUUUAAUCUCAUAGUUGAAAAUUGGAUCUAAAUGUUUUUAUUCUUACUGUGUUUAUACUGCUAUAAAUUUUAUCUUGCAAAUUAAUAUUUUCUAAGCCAAAUAAGUCCUCACAUACAUACGUGUAUUUUAUGAGCGUUUUAAUACUGUUUUGUAGACGUUAUCAGUAAAAAAGUUAUAUAAUCAAUGUCUUCGUGGAACAUAAUGUCGAACUCCCCAUUUAAUAUUAGCAUUUUCGUCGGUUUUAACAAAAGUAUAAACUGGUCCAUCCAAAAAAGAUUCAUCCUUCGAUUUCUGGACUUUAUCUGUGGAUGCACCUAAUAAAAGUAAUAAAUCUAUUAUAGCUGUAUUUCAUAAUUGUUUAAGAAAUAAACAAGAAAAUAGACUUACUUGUAACAUUCAUGAGAAGCAUCAGACCUAAUAAUAGUCUUAGGAAUCCACGUAUGUCCUAGAGUGUAUUUUUUUUAAACCAAAUAUAUUUAAAAAAUGUAUUCAGAAA
Molecule: messenger RNA, 3035 nt
Organism: Cephus cinctus (wheat stem sawfly)
Lineage: Eukaryota; Metazoa; Arthropoda; Insecta; Hymenoptera; Cephidae
Gene: IKKbeta
Product: inhibitor of nuclear factor kappa-B kinase subunit alpha
Exons: 13
Coding region: 161-2320 (719 amino acids)
Biological process (GO): peptidyl-serine phosphorylation; positive regulation of transcription by RNA polymerase II; tumor necrosis factor-mediated signaling pathway
Cellular component (GO): IkappaB kinase complex; cytoplasm
Molecular function (GO): IkappaB kinase activity; ATP binding
Source: RefSeq, a predicted model, not a curated record